GAAAGGUUUCAACAAUUCUUGCAGCAGUUUCCAGUUGAUAAGCCAAGCAAAAACAGAGACUACUCUGUUUCCCCUGUUUGGCUCUGUAUAUUUUCUUUUCCUUUUGUUUCCUUAUGCUCCCUGGAAGCAUAAUACCUUCCAUUUUUGCUACAAUCAUGGUUGUUUCUAACUUUUCUCAAUUCAGAGAAAUGGCUCCAACCAAGGCUUUUCUUGUUUACGAAUCCUCUUUCGAGUGAGAAUCUGAAAUUCUCAAUUCUGCUUCACCUCACAAUUGCAUUCAAUUCUCCAUUCCCAUAUGCAAAUGGAUUCUUUCAGCAUCAGCAACAUCAAACUCGAGAAGGCUAACGCGAUGAAGAAACAUCGCCAGCUUCAGAAGAUCGCAAACUUUUUUAGGUUCUUGGAAAUAUUUAUUGUUCUGGCGUUGAUUUCCAGGUUUUCUGUUCAGCUCCCAGUUGCUGUCAAGAACUCUAGUGAAUAUUUCAAGGACUUAACGGUCAUCCUCGUAAGUCCCCGCUUCGUUUUUAUCAUCGGAAACGCCAUAGUCAUCACUCUCUUCGCAAAGUCAGGUCAGUUUUCUGGUCAGGAUCCAUCUGGGAAGAAUUCAAGAACCGAUCUUUAUGAUGAAUUCGUUGAAAAGAGUGAAAGGAUUCAGAGCUUGCACGGAUAUGAAGCUGGAAACUCAGACAGACAAAGCUCCUCUGUUGAGUACAUAGUCACUGAAGAAACUUCUCCAUCAGCAGAAAUCAAGAAUUAUCAGAGAAGUGAAUCAGAGAAAUUAGACCGAGGUACUCGUAACAAGCUCUGCCGAGAACUGAGGCGGUCGGCGACAGAGAAAUGCCGGGAAAGUGUAGGUUCCGGCGAGGGAUGGAUGAAAAUUUCGUAUCCUGAAGAUAGAAUGAGCAACGAGGAGUUCAGGUGCACAGUGGAAGCUUUCAUAGCUAGGCAAAAGAGGUUCAGAAGAGAUGAGGAAAAUUCUGUAUAUAGAAUAAAUGGGAUAUAAACACAAGAAAAAUAAAAAGUCUUGUCCAAAAUUCUACAGUUGUAGUGAUAAUGGAGUGUCUGUACAUUGCUAAAUCAUUAAUCCAAUGUAAAUUUACCAAUCAA
Manihot esculenta (cassava) is the source of this 1104-nucleotide messenger RNA. RefSeq lists its product as uncharacterized. Lineage: Eukaryota; Viridiplantae; Streptophyta; Magnoliopsida; Malpighiales; Euphorbiaceae. The record is from RefSeq and is a predicted model, not a curated record. The transcript has a single exon. Bases 296 to 1000 code for a protein of 234 amino acids.